Notechis scutatus (mainland tiger snake) is the source of this 3974-nucleotide messenger RNA. RefSeq names its product lin-7 cell polarity scaffold C (gene LIN7C). NCBI's taxonomy places the organism in Eukaryota, Metazoa, Chordata, Lepidosauria, Squamata, Elapidae. The record is from RefSeq and is a predicted model, not a curated record. Gene Ontology annotation, molecular function: protein binding.
GCUGAGGGCAGGAGAGGAGGUGGAGGGAAAGAUGGCGGCCCUAGGAGAACCUGUGCGGCUGGAGCGAGAUAUUUGCCGAGCUAUUGAAUUGCUGGAAAAGUUACAAAGGAGUGGUGAGGUACCCCCUCAAAAAUUGCAGGCUUUACAAAGGGUCCUUCAAAGUGAAUUUUGUAAUGCUGUAAGGGAGGUAUAUGAACACGUGUAUGAGACUGUGGACAUCAGCAGUAGCCCAGAAGUAAGAGCUAAUGCUACAGCAAAGGCUACAGUUGCUGCUUUUGCCGCCAGUGAAGGUCAUUCACAUCCCAGAGUCGUUGAACUUCCCAAAACAGACGAAGGGCUUGGAUUCAACAUCAUGGGCGGCAAGGAGCAAAAUUCUCCAAUCUAUAUAUCCCGAAUUAUCCCAGGUGGUAUUGCUGAUAGACACGGGGGAUUGAAGCGUGGAGACCAACUUCUUUCUGUAAACGGAGUGAGUGUUGAAGGGGAGCACCAUGAAAAAGCUGUAGAACUUCUAAAAGCAGCUCAAGGAAAAGUUAAGUUGGUUGUACGCUAUACACCCAAAGUCCUGGAAGAGAUGGAAUCACGAUUUGAAAAAAUGAGAUCAGCAAAACGCAGGCAACAGAAUUAAUACUGAAUUACAUCAAGUGUUAUAGGAAUGGAUGGCUUACAGUAGAUUUUCUGGCUCUUUUCCUCUACAUCUACUUUACAGGGUGUAACAGAAUUCAUAUUUGGAAAAGGGGCAAGGAUUUUGCUUCUUUUUCAGCUGGAUAUUAUUUAACAGACUCAUUUGGAUGCAGAUCUGUGCAUAUAAUUCAAGGAAAAGUAUAUUUGUUCUAUUCAUGGAAACAUUUUAGUUAAAAUAUGUUCAUUUUAUUAAUAUGUUGGUCUUUUACAAAUCUCUUGAAUAUUCUAAUGUUUUCAAAAGAAAAGUUUACAUAAACAUUUGUAACUGUGAUUUUACAAAUACUUAUUUAAAAUUCAAACCUGUACUUAACAAAGACAAAUUUGUAAAUUAAUUAAGUAUACUUUAAUAAGAUAGUUUCAGCAUUUGUAUCAUUGUUUUUCUAGUAGUUUUUUUAAUUUGGCUUUAUUUAAAAGAUAAAAUAUUUUGAGUAAAAGAUAUAAUACAGAUCUUGGCACGAAAGUGUGUCAUCUUCAUGCAAAUAGUCAUAAUUGUAUGGCUAAGUACAAUUUGUAUUUUUGAUGAACAAGUUUUUAGGCAUGUUCUUGGUCAUAAUUAUAUAUUUGACAAUUCCAACAUCUAAUCUUGUUUUAUGAAUAUUUUGCAACAGGUGAUCUCUUAUUUAAAACUUUAGUGCUUAACAUCCUCAAAUCUAGCAGUAAGCAUUCCAAUAAUUUAUACCUUUGUAUUGAUCUCUAAACAUUUAUUGAAAUUGCAGAGUUUUGUAUUUCUAUUUAGGAGGGUAAUAUUUACAUGCAGUGCAGAAAAAUUAAGUUUAUAUUCCUAAGUUUUCUCUUUUAAUUCAUUUAUCUAAAUAUAGUUUACUAGUGAUACUCUUGGAGGGCAAAACAGUUUGUGCUUCUGAUCAUUAUGAUAACUGUAUUAUCAUCACUGUUGGAUGUAGUUUACCUCUGAGUGCUAGAGAACAUGACUUUUGGCUAGGGAGUAUGAUCAGAAGAAUAAUAUUGUGCUGAUGUCCUGUUUGUAGACUUUACACAAUUAUCAAGAUGGUCAGUAUGGGAAGGAAUGUUGAAUUUUCUCAAUUCUAUCAGGGUAGUUUUUCAUUGAAAACAAUGUUAAGGAUCUACUUCAGGAAUGAUUCUGAAUGACUUUCUAAUGUUUUCUACAACAUGCAGAGUUCAGUUAUGCUUUUUUCUGCUUUUAGAGUGCAGCUAAAAAAACUAAGAACUGUUAUGAAUUUUUUAAACAAAAAUGUUAACAUUGGAAAGAUACUCCGUUCUAGGAAAAAAUAACACUUAAAAGAUUGUAUAAAUCUGUUGGCAUGAUUCUAGACUAAAUAAUACUGAUCUGACAGUUUUUUUCUAGGUAAUUUUUCUGCUUUCACAUCCUUUAGUAGAUACCUUUUUGUGAUCUGUUUUAAAACAAGCCUAGUACCAGUAGUGUGCAAGAAAGCUAUUAAUGACUACUGAAGUAAUAUGAAAAUGAAGAAAAUGAUGGCUGGAAUUAGUCUGAGCUAUCCUGUAUCUUCCUGUCAUAACUAGGAAUGCUGCGUUUCAAAACAGCAAGGGCUAAAACUCUUAAAAGUUGCCUCCGUUUUAAAGCAUGCACUGCCUAGCAUGACAAAGUGUCUUUAGCAGUAGAGUUAUGCGGUUGGGCCCCUAGGUUACUUUGUGGGACUUUAAAAUGAGUGGAAACCUCAUCUGUAUUGGUCAUUGUUAAGCUGCAGUUCUUACCUGUUCCAAUCACUGACAGUGCUGUGUCAGGUGGUGGUGGUGGGGCAUUAAUCCAGUGGUUUACAUAUUGGGUUCUGCAUCUCCACUUUAAAAUGUCAGUUAUCAAAGAGCCUUAACAUUCUCACAAAAUUGACACAGUGAGUUUGGCCAUUGAUUCUGCUCCCUGGAGAAUGGAGGUCAUUAGAUACAAUAUACCGAGCAUUGUCUUUUGGUAUUUUUAAAUAACUCAUUCAGCCACCAUAUUACUAUCUUAUGCAUGGGGGCAAGGGGGGGAGGGAUAAAGUAUUGUUCUGCUUUUCCCAUGACCUUUAAAGUUUCAAUUAUGAGGUAGACGUGUGAGCCUUGUUCUUUUCCUCAUCGUUUUGUCAUCUCUCUUCAGCUUUACUCCUUGACUGAGAUAAAAUUGUUAUUAUUCCCACCUCUUUAAGGAACUAAAGGAAGAUUUCAAGUUUGCACCUUAAGAAUCCUUGAUGUGAUCUAUGUAACAUUUGCCUGAGUGUCUGCUGGUUGUUAUAGUUCAAGGGAGUCUGAUAACAUCUGCCUUCUGAAUGACUAGAAUAUGCAGUAGAAUAUAAAAGGUCAUAGGAAUAGUCUUUUCUUUCUAUGUCAGCAUAAUCUUGUUUAAUAAGGUGACCCUAUAAAAAUUAGUAGAGGCUGGUACAAGUAAUUGUAAAUGCUUUCUUGGCAUUUAGCAAUUGUCUGUUUGCCUAGAAUAAUAGAGUACAGGUUAUUGAAAUCCAGCAACUGUAUGAAAUAAGCUUUUUUCAAUUUGUUAAGACAGCAGUGAAUUGCAGCUGGCAGCAGUAAACAGUCUGUAGAACCAUGAGGCUUAAUUGUAUAUUUUUAUGAAGCAACUAAUAUUGACUAAGACCAAGUGAAAUUGUUGGGCCAAUCAGGAAAUAUUUUAUACAGCUAGAUUUGUGUUGAAGUUUACUAUAUUCAAAAGAAGGAUAAAAUGAGAUAAAGGCUAUUAUAAAAUGUAUUCAUGUAUUGAACAUAGCAACGUGCUUUAUUACUCUAAAUAAAUAGUUUGGAGUAGCCAGGACUGCUAUAAAGUUUUAUAAUAUAUUACGCAAACUUACUACGUUCAAAUGAACAUAAGAUUGUAAUCUGAAAAUUAGUGCUUAACUCUGGUUUUUUUUUUCUUUUUGGGUUUUGUGGGCUUGUCCUAAAAAAACUAUGUGAGAUUAAAUCAUGAUUGUACAAAGGAAUAGACAAUGACAAAAAUAUCAUGACAUUAAUAGCAAGGAGCAAAUAAAAAGGAAUACAGCAGGGCAGGAUAAAUUAAUCAUAUUCUUUAAUGUUAAACUGAAACUGAAAUAUUCACCCAAACCUCUUAAUUGCUGUAAUCCAUAAUAUUUCAUAAAUGGGAUCCUGUAGCAAGAUUGAACUCUCAUUUUUAAAUUCAGAUUAAAUUUGUUCAAUCAAGAAUCAAGAAAUUAAUGUCACUGAACACAUGCAUUGACUACACUGUAUUGACAUGUGCAUAUAUGCAAUAAUUGAAUCAGCAAAAACUAAAAACACUGUAUCAUCAUUAUGUAUUUAUUGCUGUUCCACAACCCUAUUUUUUAGGAACUUGAAAAUAAAUAUUUGAAAUUUCA